Molecule: messenger RNA, 1289 nt
Organism: Cryptomeria japonica (Japanese cedar)
Lineage: Eukaryota; Viridiplantae; Streptophyta; Pinopsida; Cupressales; Cupressaceae
Product: DNA repair protein rhp54
Exons: 9
Coding region: 298-1119 (273 amino acids)
Biological process (GO): double-strand break repair via homologous recombination; reciprocal meiotic recombination
Cellular component (GO): nucleus
Molecular function (GO): DNA translocase activity
Source: RefSeq, a predicted model, not a curated record
GAGGAAAAGGAGAUUGGACAGGCAAGAUCAUUGUCUCUGAAAACAAGGACACAAUUUUGUAUUCUACGCCGUACUGCCUCAAUAAACAAAAGCUAUCUACCAUUGAAAAAGGAGUAUAUUCUUUUCUGCAGACCCUCACCAUCUCAGAUUUCGUUGUAUUUGGAAGUUCUCAAGUCUAAGGUUGUAACAGAUUUGAAGCAAUUAACCAAUGCCUCUUCCAGUAUACUGCAAGUAAUUUGUCUAUUAAGGAAGUUGUGCAAUCAUCCUAAACUUGUGGAUAAAACUCUUGUUCAAGCAAUGGGUAGUAUGGGUGGUUCUAAUACUUUGGAAAGUUCUGAAGAUACUACUGGAAAAGGAGGAUGCCAGAAGUUGAAAUUGCAAUACAGGUUUGAACCUGGAGAUAGCAGCUUGUCAGGAAAACUUCAAUGCUUAGAUUCAUUACUCUCUUGUGUUUUUCAAUCAUCUCCUAAUACAAGGGAUAGAGUGGUCAUAGUUUCCAAUUUCACUCAGACCCUUGAUAUUAUUCAGGGUCUGUGUGAUUAUCGAUGCUGGAAAUUGUUGCGUCUUGAUGGAACAACAAACACUUCUUGCAGGCAGCAAUUGGUUGAUCAUUUCAACAAUGCAUUAGGGGAUGAGUUAGUAUUCCUUCUUUCAUCCAAGGCAGGGGGCAUAGGGCUUAAUCUUAUUGGAGCUAAUAGAUUGGUUCUUUUUGACCCUGAUUGGAAUCCAGCCAUUGAUGCUCAGGCCAUGGCUCGAGUAUGGAGGGAGGGGCAGCACAAACCUGUUAUCAUAUACAGACUUUUGACAACUGGAAGCAUUGAAGAGAAGAUAUAUCAAAGACAAGUGAUGAAAGGUGAAGUUGCAGCUACAAUUGAAGGACAUACUGACUCUGGGAUUGCAAGCAAAAGGAGUGGUCAACACUUUAGUCGGGAGGAAUUGCAGGAAUUAUUUACUUUGCGCUUGGAUACACUUUGUGACACAUCUGACUUGCUUGCAUAUUCUAAAGUUCCAAUCUUCGAAGAUUGGAAAGAUUAUUCUAGAAAUGUCGAGGAUUUAGCCCUGAAGGAUGCCAUACAUGAUGGCACAAUAACAUUUGUGCACCAAAAUCAAGAGAAGUAAAAAUAGAUGUAGAAUGAUAGGUUCUUAAUACUUUGCUAGAAAUUCCAUAUCGUGAAAUAUUACAUAUUUCGAGGGGAAGAGAUUUUCUUAAUUAACAAUAAAAAUUGUAAAAUUAUAGGCAUUCUUUGUCUAUAUAUUUUGGGUGAGAUAAGAGCCAUUCAUUUUUUUUU